Molecule: messenger RNA, 1026 nt
Organism: Trichomonas vaginalis G3
Lineage: Eukaryota; Parabasalia; Trichomonadida; Trichomonadidae
Exons: 1
Coding region: 1-1026 (341 amino acids)
Source: RefSeq, a predicted model, not a curated record
AUGAUAAGAAAAAGUGGAAAAGUUUAUUCAGAAUUCCAAAUCACAAAUUCCAGAUAUGUUUAUAUUAAUUCCUAUUCAUAUACAGAAGCAUUAGUCUUUUAUGGCGUUUAUUUCAAAAAUUAUGUUUCACCUCUGGAAUUUUCAGUUAGUGAUGGCCCAAUUUUGACAUGUCCUCAAAUAUUUGAUACAGAUACAUUACAUCGUUAUAAUAACAAAAUUGUAUGGGGUCAAGAAAGAAAACAGCUAACAUUUGAUACCAAUGGAAUGUACAUUUAUCCAAGAGAAGAACGUAAGUAUGCGAUUUACAUACCAGAUCUUUCACAAUUAAAAAUUGAAUACUUAUAUUUGACAAAUGGAGCUCCAUUAAUAAAUCCUAGUGUUAAUAAUCUUUUCUUGUUUAGAGGGAUAACAAUUAAAAGUCUCUCGGAUUCUCCAAUCACCCAAUAUUGUGGUUUUUGGGAAGUUAAUGAUUGCAGAAGUCUAUCACUUGUUGUUGAUGGUCAAGGUUAUAUGUUUUCAGUUGAUACAAGUAGUACCGCGUGCUUUUUAGUAUACUCAGACACCAAAACAUCAUAUAACCAAAUUAGUAGUAAUGGAAAUAUUGUCCAAAUAUCUAAUCCAGAUUUUACGUAUAAAUCAACGGAUUCAUAUCCUCAGAUUUCCUCAGUUGAGAGUAAUACACCAGGGGUUUUUAUAAAAUUAUAUAACGCGGAAAAUAUUAAGCCAUCUCUUAUUGGUGCAUACGCUGCUGGUUCAACUCCUGUUGAUAUAGCUCAUAAUACUGUUGCAGGAACAGAUUCAAAGAUACAUAUAGAUGUUAAUAAGUACCAACCAUAUUAUAUUACCUUCUUGAAUAGACAAUAUUUUAGAUUCAUUAAUGACUCCAGACCAGAACUGUCUUAUUAUAAGUAUUAUCAACAUUCAAAGCAAUUUUACGUUGAAUCAAUUGAUGGACAACCACAUAGAUAUGCAAUUGUUCCAUAUAACGAAUUUUAUUAUAAUUUAAUUGAUUGUUCAUUUUAUUAA